Messenger RNA from Lathyrus sativus (Indian pea), 2775 nucleotides. NCBI's taxonomy places the organism in Eukaryota, Viridiplantae, Streptophyta, Magnoliopsida, Fabales, Fabaceae. The record is from the annotation of a GenBank genome assembly.
AUGGCGAGUUUCUUUACUGACUUGGCGAAGCCAUUUGUGGAGAAAUUGAUAAAUGGAGCGAUUGCAGAAACAAGUUAUAUUUGUUGCUUCACUUGCAUUGUUAAUGAUUUCGAAGAAGAAAAAUCUAGAUUGGAAAUAGAAGGGGCAACUUUCAAGCGACGCAUUGAAGAGGCCACAAGAAGAGGGGAAGAUAUUUUACCUGAUGCUCGUGCUUGGAAAGAUGAAGUUAAUCAGCUCAUUCAAGAAGAUACCAAAAUAAACCAAAAGUGUUUUUUUGAAUUUUGUCCUCAUUGCUUAUGGAGAUAUAGUAGAGGAAAAUUGCUGGCAAAUAAGAAGGAGCGAAUUAAAAUAUUGACGAAAACAGGAAAGGAACUUACAAUUGGACUCCCUGCUCAUCUUCCCGAUAUUGAACGAUGUACGACCCAACACUAUGUGCAUCUUAAAAGCAGAGAAUCUCAAUACAGAAAGCUUUUGGUUGAACUCAAAGAUGACACCAAUUAUAUAAUUGGUUUGCAUGGAAUGGGGGGCACAGGAAAAACUACGUUGAUUAAGAAAGUGGGUAAGGAACUUAAGCAAUCAACACAAUUUAAUCAGGUCAUUGAUACCACAGUGUCAUUUUCUCCUAAUAUUAAAAAGAUUCAAGAUGAUAUUGCCGGGCCUUUGGGAUUGAAAUUUGAUGACUGUAAUGAUACAGAACGGCGCGGAAAACUAUGGAACAGAUUAACCAAUGGUGAGAAGAUUCUUCUAAUAUUGGAUGAUGUGUGGGGCUAUGUCGAUUUUAAUGAAAUUGGAAUUCCAUGUAGUGACAAUCACAAAGGUUGUAGGAUUAUAGUAACCACUCGCAAUCGUUCCGUGUGCGAAAAAUUAGGGUGCAAUAAGACAAUCCAACUAGAUCUCUUAUCUAAGGAAGAUGCGUGGAACAUGUUCAAAAAGUAUGCUGAUCUAAGUGAAACCUCAAUGAAAUUUUUUCUUGACAAGGGCCGUAAAAUUGCAAAUGAAUGCAAAAACCUACCCAUUGCAAUUGCUGUUAUCGCUAGUAGUUUGAAGGGCAAACAACGUCAAGAAGAAUGGGACAUGGCCUUAAAAUUCUUGAAAAAAGACAUCUCCAGGCACAACGACGAUGAUGACGUUCUUGAAAUUUAUAAUUGCUUGAAGUUUAGCUAUGAUAAGUUGAAUAAAGAGGCCAAGAGUCUAUUCCUUUUAUGUUCUGUAUUUCGAGAAGAUGAAGAUAUCCAUACUGAAACUUUAGCUAGACUUGCCAUCGGAGGAGGCCUUUUUGGGGAAGAUUAUGGCAGCUACGACGAAGCCCGAAGUCGAGUAGUUAUAUCCAAAAACAAACUUCUAGAUUCUUGUUUAUUGUUGGAGGCCGGUCAAUGGAGCGUGAAAAUGCACGACUUCGCUCGUGAUGCAGCCCAGUGGAUAGCGAACAAAGAGAUUCAAACAAUAAAUUUGUAUGACAAAAAUCAAAAGGCAAUGAUUGAAAAAGAGAAAAAUAUUAAAUAUUUGUUAUGCCAAGGCAAACCAAAUGAGAUGUUUUCUUGUAAGUUUGAUGGUUCCAAGCUUGAGAUUCUAAUAGUCAUCAUUUAUAUGGCUUCCGACUUCCAUGAUGGAAAAAUUGAAGUCCCUGAUUCAUUUUUUGAAAAUAAUACCAGCCUUCGAGUUUUUCAUUUACGUGGUGAUCCUCAUUUAAGGAUGAGUAUAUCAUUACCUCAAUCAAUGCAACAAUUGAAGAAUCUCCGAUCUCUUAUAUUUACAGAUUGUCGGUUGGGUGACAUCUCUAUUUUUGGAAAUCUGCAAUGUCUUGAGGAACUUGAUUUGGAAUAUUGUGAAAUUAAAGAAAUGCCUAAUGAAAUUGCAGAACUAAAGAAAUUUAGAUUGUUGAGAUUGGAAUGGUGUAUAAUUGAUGGGAAUAAUCCAUUUGAAGUGAUAAAAAGAUGCUCCUCACUUCAAGAGCUGUACUUCAUGAUUUCUAUUUUUGGUUUUACAGGAGAAAUAAAUUUCCCUAAAUUACAGAAGUUUCAUGUAAGUAACAGUAAAAUUGAUUAUUCACUAUCAAAGUAUGUGUCUAUUGAAUGGACAGAUGAGGUUUUCCUAUCUGAAACAACACUUAAGUAUUGUAUGCAAGAAGCAGAGGUUCUUAGACUAAAAAGACUUGAGGGGGAAUGGAGAAAUAUCAUACCUGAUAUUGUUCAUAUGGAUCAAGGUAUGAAUGAUCUAGUUGAGCUUUACUUAAGGGACAUUUCACAACUAAAGUGCCUCAUUGACACUUCUAAGCAUACUUAUUCUCAACUUUCAAAUGUCUUCUCUAAAUUGGUUGUACUACGUUUGAAGCAUAUGGAAAAUUUGAAAGAAUUGUGCAAUGGUUCUCUUUCCAUCGACUCUUUCAAAAGUUUAGAGAGUCUAUCUAUAGAAAAUUGCAAACAGUUGCGAAGCUUAUCAGGGAUUGCAAACCAAUGCAGUCUAAAGAGCGUGUUUAUGAUGAGAUGUCCGAUGUUGAUCUCCCUAUUUGAAGUGUCAACUUCUGGUAGCCUAGUGUUGUUGGAGAAUUUGGAAGUAAUUGAUUGUGAGAAUCUUGAAUACUUAAUAAAAGAUGAAAGAAUAGGGGAGGGAUCCAGAAGAGAAAUAUCUGAUAAUAACUGUCACGAUCCAAUGUUUGUGAAAAUGAAAGAUCUUACAAUUAAGGAUUGUCCAAAGCUUGAAAUAAUACUUCCGCUUGUCUCUGCUCAUGAUCUUCCAGCACUAAAAUUCAUCGGGUUAAGAGAUGUGAUAAGUUGA